Messenger RNA from Lasiosphaeria miniovina, 304 nucleotides. RefSeq lists its product as uncharacterized. NCBI's taxonomy places the organism in Eukaryota, Fungi, Ascomycota, Sordariomycetes, Sordariales, Lasiosphaeriaceae. The transcript has a single exon. The coding region runs from base 36 to 296 and encodes 86 amino acids. The record is from RefSeq and is a predicted model, not a curated record.
GACAGAACAAGAGACCCCUGCCUUGUCUCCAGGGCAUGUGGGUUUUUUUUUUCUUACAGGUUGUCACUUUUCUAAAUUUUGAUGUGGCGCUGGAUUCGGUCCCCGGGGACGAUCAGCAGCCUGAGGCAGAGGUUGGUCUUACCAACCCCAACCAAGCUCGUGGCGCUCUACAUUGCCCUAGGAAUCAGGGGAUACCGAGCGGUACCAUCGACAUCAACGGCGUCCGGCUGUUUGCAAAGGAAGGUGUGUUAGCCCACUUUGGCAAUCCGUCCUUCGAGGUCGAAUGGUCUGGGUGAUGGCGUCC